AUGCUUCUGGAUGCGGGGCCGCAGUUCCCGGCGCUGGGCGUGGGCUCGUUCGCCCGGCAUCCUCCUCCUCCGUCCGCGGCCGAGAUGCAGGAGCGCGAGCUGAGCCUGCAGAACAGCUUCGUGGACUCGGCGGCGGCGGCGGCGGCGGCGCACCUGGGCGCCUUCAAGCUCAACGCGGCGGCGGCGGCGGCAGCGGCGCACGAGCUGUCUCCGGGCCAGGGCUCGGCCUUCAGCUCGCAGGCGCCCGCUUACCCGCACGCGGCGCAUGUGGGAUCUUACUCCGCGCCGCCCUUCAACUCCCCCAGGGACUUCUUGUUUCGGAGCCGGGGCUUCGGCGACGCGGCGGCGGCGGCUGGCGGCGGCCAGCACGGGCUCUUCGGGGCUGCGGCCGCAGCGGCGGCGGCCACGGGCAGCCUGCACCACCCGCACGCCGAGGCGCAGAGCCACCUGCUGUUCCCGGGCAUCGGCGAGCAGCACGGCGCGCCGGGCUCCCCCAACGUGCUCAACGGGCAGAUGCGUCUGGGCUUGCCCGGAGAAGUCUUCGGCCGCUCGGACCAGUACCGCCAGGUGUCCAGCCCGCGCGCGGACCCUUACUCGGCGGCGCAGCUGCACGGCCAGUACGGGCCCAUGAACAUGAACAUGGGCAUGAACAUGGCGGCACACCACGCGCACCACCCGCACCAUGCCCACCCGCACCAUGCCCACCCGCACCACCAUCACCACCACCACCACCCGGGGGCCUUCUUCCGCUACAUGCGCCAGCAGUGCAUCAAGCAGGAGCUCAUCUGCAAGUGGAUCGACCCCGAGCAGCUGAGCAGCCCCAAGAAGAGCUGCAACAAAACUUUCAGCACCAUGCACGAGUUGGUCACUCACGUCUCCGUGGAGCACGUCGGCGGGCCCGAGCAGAGCAAUCACAUCUGCUUCUGGGAGGAGUGUCCCCGCGAAGGGAAGCCCUUCAAGGCCAAGUACAAGCUGGUCAACCACAUCCGCGUGCACACUGGGGAGAAGCCGUUCCCGUGCCCCUUCCCCGGCUGCGGAAAGGUCUUCGCGCGGUCCGAGAACCUCAAGAUCCACAAAAGGACGCACACAGGCGAGAAGCCGUUCCAGUGCGAAUUUGAGGGUUGCGACCGACGCUUCGCCAACAGCAGCGACCGAAAGAAGCACAUGCACGUCCACACUUCGGACAAGCCCUAUCUCUGCAAGAUGUGCGACAAAUCCUACACCCACCCCAGCUCCCUGCGGAAACACAUGAAGGUCCACGAAUCCUCCCCGCAAGGUUCCGAGUCGUCGCCCGCUGCCAGCUCUGGCUACGAGUCGUCCACUCCGCCGGGCUUGGUGUCCCCUAGCGCAGAGACCCAAAGCACAGCCGCCAGUAACCUGUCCUCUGCAGCGGCCGCCGCCGCGGCGGCAGCCGCAGUGUCGGCGGUACACCGGAGCAGCAACGGCGGAGCGGGAGGAGGCGGGAGCUCGGGCGGCGGCGGCGGGGGCAGCGGCGGCGGGGGAGCAGGCAGCGGUGGGGCCAGCGCCAGCCACGGCGGCCUCACGUCCAACUUCAACGAGUGGUACGUCUGA
Molecule: messenger RNA, 1572 nt
Organism: Zootoca vivipara (common lizard)
Lineage: Eukaryota; Metazoa; Chordata; Lepidosauria; Squamata; Lacertidae
Gene: ZIC2
Product: Zic family zinc finger 2
Biological process (GO): regulation of transcription by RNA polymerase II
Cellular component (GO): nucleus
Molecular function (GO): RNA polymerase II cis-regulatory region sequence-specific DNA binding; DNA-binding transcription factor activity, RNA polymerase II-specific
Source: RefSeq, a predicted model, not a curated record